UGUGUGUCGAAUUCACGUGACCCACGUGUUCAACUCUAGCUACAUUUUAUUCCACACUGUACUGCAUUGCUUUAUAAAAAGGAUCAUUGGCUGUCAAAUUGUGAAGGAAUGGAUAUCAAUAAUCAAAAGCUUCGAGAUGGUAUUAUCGCCAAGCUCAAGCAGUACAAUGCGUACAUUGACAACGAGCUCCCUGACUACAUCAUAGUCAUGUUGGCCAACAAGAAGACCAUGCUGCAGAUUAAGAAUGACCUGCAACUGUUCCUAGGGAACAAUACGGAUGCGUUCAGUGAUUGGCUGCAGAGGGUCGCGAGCACUCCUGAGUUGUUAGAGGAUACUGAUGAGGGAGAGCUGAAGGCAGUUUCUGAUGAAGAAGUUGAUGAUUCUAAACCAAAAGUGAUCACCCUUCCUGGAACCAAAGAGAAGAAAGCAUCUUCUGAGCUGCAUAUCCGAGAAUCACAAGGCGAGUCAAUGAUGUCACGUGAUACAGCAGAAGGGGAAAUUGUCGAUGAGAGUAGAAGAAGCGAUAGACUUAGAAGUGAACGUGAUGGUCAAAGGUCAAGGUUGACAAUGAAAAAGAGGAGCCACAAUGUUAAACCUGACUCCACUCGUGACCAGGACCUCCGUGCUUUCAUAGCCCAGCGUCGUGAAGAGAGGAAUAAACAGGGCAAGGGUGGACGGUAUGGUCACUAUGACAACGAUUCUGAGUCAAGUGAGGACGAGAAGGAGAGAGUGUCCACUUCGCUGUCAAGUGUGGUCAAGAUCAUGAAACGACCUCAGCUUGGUGAGAAAGGUGGUGGACGCCUGCUUCAAAAGGCCCUCCUAGGACUGGGCCGCAAGAGACCCAGCGACGAGACUGAGGAAGAUGUACAUGUACCUAAGGUUAAAGUUGCCCGGCGAGAGGAAGGAGGCGUUGUCAAGAGGGUCCUCAGAGUGAAGAAAGAAGACCUUGACAAGUUUCUGUCAACUAAGAAGUCGCCGAAGAAAACUGCAGUGUCCCAGGUAUCAUCUACUGAGCCACAGGAAGUAAGGCGUGGUGAAGGGGUGGAGUCUAGUGAGGGUAGUGAUGCUGGUGACCAGGUGGUCAUUGAAUUGGAGCGGGACAGCGAUGACAUACAAGAUCAAAUCAUAGAGAGGGCGACAAUUGCAGCAGUAAAGAGUGUUCUACCAAUGGCUGCCAGACUGGGACGCAAGAGAAAGAGCUCUGAGCAGGCAGAUCUGAGGGAACUCAUCCGCAGGAGGACCAGCAGCUCUGAAAGCACUCGGUUUGUGGUGACUCUGGAUGGAACAGAUGAUCCUUACCAAGAUGAUGAUCUUGAAGAUAAAGGCACUCAAAAUGAGCAAGACGCUCAUGGCAAUGUGCGAGAACGGUGUCGGUUCUGGCCCAACUGUAAGAACGGGGACAGCUGCUCCUACAUACACCCCACCGUCCCGUGUAAGCUCUUCCCUGAUUGCAAGUACGGGAAGAGGUGUCUCUACGUACACCCUCAGUGCAAGUUUGACUCGAGGUGUACUCGCUCCGAUUGCCCCUACCUCCACACGGCACCCAGGCACUUGGCACUCAAGCCGACAGCUGUUCCGAUGCCUUCUCCAGUGCCAAUGUUUAAACCAAAGUUCGGCCCAACUUUCUCAUACUUGUCCUCAUCUGGUGGAGGUCAAAAAUUUCCUGAGAAGUCAGCUCUCACCUGGACACCCAACAAGAGCCCACACAACAGUGAGAGAAAGUUUGCUGUGCCUGAUGACCAGACUACUUCAGUGCCUGUUUAGAACAUUGAGUUGUUGUACAUACAUUCUUUCUCUAUUAAAUUGUAUACUUAUCUCCUAAGUUGUUUAUAUACCUGGGUUCACUCGCUGUUUCACUAUUAUGUAAAUUCAAUUUGUGAAAAAAAUCAGUGUGUUUCAUUGCA
This is a messenger RNA of Halichondria panicea, 1904 nucleotides long. Its product is annotated as zinc finger CCCH domain-containing protein 14-like. Bases 109 to 1764 code for a protein of 551 amino acids. The transcript is spliced from 13 exons. Gene Ontology annotation, molecular function: poly(A) binding; metal ion binding. The record is from RefSeq and is a predicted model, not a curated record. Gene Ontology annotation, cellular component: nucleus; cytoplasm. Gene Ontology annotation, biological process: regulation of mRNA stability. Lineage: Eukaryota; Metazoa; Porifera; Demospongiae; Suberitida; Halichondriidae.